UUUUUUAGAAGGACAUAGGCCACCGGCACCAUCUACUUCGACCGCAAAGUCAUAUCGAAGCAGCGAGAGCAGACGUGUGAAUAGCGGCUCACAUACAACAAUAAAUUAUUCCUCGUCAACAACGAGACCAGUCACAACCAUCAGACCAAAUAUAAUUAAUUUUCAACUAAACAAUAUUCGGGAAAAGCAGAAUACAAUGUGUAAGUUUAACGGAACGAAUUAUCAAUCUGGGGACUAUUGGAAACUUAAUAACUGCAGCCAAUGCAGAUGUUAUCUUGGGCAAAUUUUCUGUUCUAACAGUUCCGGCUGCAGCACGGUUGCGCCAGAGUCCGUAACCUAUAAUGGCUAUAACAACACAAGAAAUUCAGUGCCAGUGGACGCGAAUGAAGAUGAAGCCGAGCGGAGAAAAUCAAUGAACGUGCGAGUGAUUAACGUGGAAGAUACUUCAAAUAUCGUUCCAGACAUCUCCGGCUACUAUAGUCAAUUAUUAGAAGUAGGACAAGCGAGUGCAGAAAAAGGUCCAACUCCUGUAAUAUAUCAAGAGCCUUAUGUGCAAAUUGGCCCACAAGGACCACCCGGCCCUGCGGGUUCUCCUGGUCCAAUGGGUUUUACGGGAUCGAGGGGUGAGAUUGGCGAGCCAGGAUCUCCGGGAGCGACAGGACCACCUGGACCUCGUGGUUUACCGGGUCUACCUGGGAACGAUGGUGAGCCUGGAGAAGAUGGCGAAAUUGGUCAUAUGGGCUCUCAGGGCUUACCGGGUACGCGUGGCCCUCCUGGUUUAUCAGGUUUGCCAGGUAUAAAGGGUCACAGAGGUAUACCGGGAGCGGACGGCUUAAAGGGUGAGGUCGGUGCUCCUGGUGAAAAAGGAGCGAUUGGAGUGCCUGGUGCUACAGGGCUUACAGGGCCUGCUGGACCUUCAGGCUCGAGGGGUGAAAGAGGAAGGGAUGGACCACCUGGCCCGCCUGGCGUUAGAGGUGCGGAUGGAUUGACCGGUAGUCCCGGAUCACCCGGAUUGUUAGGAAAAUCAGGUCCGGUUGGAUCUCCGGGUCCUCGAGGUUCAAAAGGUGAUCAAGGUAUACAAGGACUAAAAGGAAAUCAAGGAUCACAAGGCCCUCGAGGUGAUAUCGGUCGAACGGGUAUACCCGGGGAAGCUGGACCACCAGGAGUGACAGGGAAGGAAGGUCCACGAGGAGAAAAGGGUGUACCAGGGAACACUGGCUCGAUUGGACAAUCAGGAUUCCCAGGAAUCAGAGGUCUUCCGGGACCAAUUGGCAAUGCUGGGCCACCUGGAACUGAGGGUUUACCGGGCGCACCAGGGGAGAAGGGCGGCCGAGGCGACACCGGGGUCAAGGGCGAACCUGGUUUCCCAGGAUCACGCGGUAUGCCCGGCCCAGUUGGUAACGAGGGUAAGAAGGGUAAGAGGGGCCCGAUUGGCCCUGUUGGACCACCUGGACCUACUGGCGAGAGAGGCAAUACGGGUCCAACGGGUCUCCACGGUGCCGAUGGUGCCGUCGGUCCAAAAGGUCAGCCUGGUGAACGAGGGCCAAUUGGUCCCGUCGGGCCAAAAGGAGCGAUUGGUGAUUCAGGACGACCGGGUCAACCAGGACCACAGGGAUUACGGGGAUCGCCCGGGAAAGCUGGAAACCCUGGGAAACCGGGAAAUAAUGGAGAUCGAGGACCAGCAGGCUCCAAUGGCAAACCUGGAGAGCAAGGUAUUCAAGGACCACAUGGACCUGUCGGUCCGAUGGGUCCUCCUGGUGAAAAGGGAUUUCCCGGCGAAUCAGGAGAGGACGGCGAGCAAGGCAUUCCAGGUCCUCCAGGAGGAGACGGACAGCCUGGAAUGAGAGGAAAGCCAGGUUUGCCAGGGCCGGAUGGCCCUAAGGGCGAACGAGGACCUGACGGUGUUUCAGGCCCUAAGGGUCAUCGAGGUUUCAAUGGCCUUCAAGGUAGACCGGGUCAGCCGGGAAUCCCCGGUGAAAAGGGCGCUCAAGGGCCCCUUGGGCCCUCGGGAAAGAAUGGUGAUAUUGGUGUGCGGGGGCUACCGGGUCGCGAUGGUAAUCCUGGCCUACCAGGCCAAGCCGCUAACCCCGGGCCACGUGGACCUCCUGGCGAGGAUGGCAGACACGGACCACCUGGACUACCGGGACCACCCGGACCACCUGGAACGCCGGGUGAAGUCAACUAUGGGUACGACGCUGCGUCUCUCGCUGCUUUAUUCGGCCAAGGACAAAGUAAAGGACCUGAUUCGUCGUCAUCCAUAGAUCAGCCUCCAAGGCUUUUCAGUGGACCACUCAAUGACGAAGAGCGCAAAGAUAUGCUAACUAAAGUCUACGAUCGAGUGAAAAUAUCUCUGCAAAAGCUUAUAAAACCGACAGGGGAGAAAAAUUCACCAGCUAGAACUUGUAGUGACCUAUUUGCCACUUAUCCGGAAAAGCCAAGCGGAGACUAUUGGAUUGAUCCAAAUGACGGCGAUUUUCAAGACGCUAUUUUAGUUCAUUGUGAUGCGGAAAAACGUUCUACGUGUAUUUUCGCCAGUCCAGCCAGAAGUCCAGAACUCAAUCAUCUCGGCAAAGAACAAGAACUUUGGCUAAACGAAAUUGAAAAUGCACCAAAGAUUAGCUACAAAGCAGAUAGCAACCAAAUAGGAUACUUACAAUUAUUAUCAAAAGAAGCGGAACAGAAUGUUACUUACCAUUGUAAAAAUAGUAUUGCGUAUUACGAUAGCGAACGAAAAACUUAUAGAAAGGGAUUGAAGUUCCUGACAUGGAAUGACGUUGAAUUGCUACCAAGAGGAAGCCAGAGGCUUCGGUAUGAAGCAAUUGUAGACGAAUGCAAGUCAAGAGAAGAUAAUUGGGGAAAAACUAUCAUCACGUACAAGACUGAUAAACCAUCAAGACUACCAAUACUAGACAUUGCUAUGCGCGAUGUUGGUAAACCUGAGCAACGCUUUUGGAUAGAAAUUGGAUUAGUUUGCUUCCGGUGAUGUAGAAAAUGAU
This is a messenger RNA of Ceratosolen solmsi marchali, 2996 nucleotides long. RefSeq names its product collagen alpha-1(I) chain. The transcript is spliced from 21 exons. Bases 197 to 2983 code for a protein of 928 amino acids. The record is from RefSeq and is a predicted model, not a curated record. Gene Ontology annotation, molecular function: extracellular matrix structural constituent. Lineage: Eukaryota; Metazoa; Arthropoda; Insecta; Hymenoptera; Agaonidae. Gene Ontology annotation, cellular component: extracellular matrix.